UUCAGUCAUUGAGUCGCGGAUCGAUAGAUCCAGGGUAUAGAUCCAGAGUAUUUAAAAGCAAAGAUCAGUUGAGGACCCUCAAUUCAAAUCACAUGUACAUUGCAAUAAGCUCAUCGACCUAAAGAAGAAGAAAAAAUGUCUGUAGCAGCCGCUGUGGAAGAGAAAAUCGCCUCCAAAAAAGUGGUGGUUUACUCCAAGAGUGGGUGUCCUUACUGCCAGAAAGCGAAGCAGGUGUUCACCAGGUACCUAAAAUCUGGGAAGCUGAAGAGAGAGGAUUACGAGGAGGUGGACAUAACCCGGGACCCCCAGUGUGUGGCCAUCCAGACCUACAUGAUGAAGAAGACUGGGGGUAGAACUGUUCCCCGUGUUUUUGUGAAAGGUAAAUUCAUCGGUGGUGGAGAUGACGUAGUCAGUAAAAACAACAGCGGUCAGCUCAAGAAACUCCUGGACAUCGAAUAACUUGAAUACCCCCACCCCAUCCACCCCUAAAAUGUAGGGGGGAAGCAGAAGAGAAUAAAGACAUUGUUGAUGAGUGAUGAAAAACCACAAGGAUAAAAAAAAUAA
Messenger RNA from Magallana angulata, 564 nucleotides. RefSeq lists its product as uncharacterized. The transcript has 2 exons. Gene Ontology annotation, biological process: cellular response to oxidative stress. Gene Ontology annotation, cellular component: cytoplasm. Gene Ontology annotation, molecular function: glutathione disulfide oxidoreductase activity. The record is from RefSeq and is a predicted model, not a curated record. NCBI's taxonomy places the organism in Eukaryota, Metazoa, Mollusca, Bivalvia, Ostreida, Ostreidae. The coding region runs from base 136 to 459 and encodes 107 amino acids.